AUGAAACUACCCCAGGGGGACAAAAAGUCUGUGUUGUAUGGUCAGCACCCAGAGAAAAAGGUGCAGCCACGUUACUGGCAAGAAGUAAAGCAGACUCCUACCAUCGCGGCCAUGAUCAAAGGUCCCGGGCCUGCCAAGUACCUCCUACCAUCCUGCAUAGGCUACCGAGACCACGACAUCUCCAUGUUCCAGGAGCCGGCCUACACUCUUCAUACCCGACACUCGGAGAAGUAUGUGUGCAACCCCGGGCCUUGCUAUUUCUUGGAUCCCAAAAUAACCAGGUUUGGAAUGUCCAGCUGCCCGCAGGUUCCCAUGGAGGAGCGCAUCUCCAACCUGCGUCUGAGUCCCACCCCAGCCUCCUGCCAGUACAGCACUGAGAAAGUCCACCCUCCUGGGGAGCGCAGGGCUCCCCAGUAUACUUUCGGCUACCGAUGUCCAUACAGACUGAUGGACCCCAACCCGGCCCCCAAUCAGUACGAGUUACCACUCCUGAUAGGGCCCAACACCCCUGUCAGCCGAGCUGCCCCCUGCUAUAGCCUGGCUUCCCGGGUCAAGAACUGGUUCUACAAGGAGGACUUGGCAGGCGGCCCAGGACCGGCCAUGUAUGCACAGCCUGAACCGUCCAUCUACCAGCACCGCAGCCCCGCCUACAGCAUGGCCAAGCGCUUCGCCUAUUCCAUGGACCACACUCCCCGGCCCGGCCCCGGCUCUCAUGAUGUCCAGCAGGUCACCGUACACAAGCCCCACACUCCUGCUUUCUCCAUGGGCACCAAGCACUCACCCCACCUGUGCCCAUUGGUCAUCCACAUUCGUGACUGA
Molecule: messenger RNA, 819 nt
Organism: Chrysochloris asiatica (Cape golden mole)
Lineage: Eukaryota; Metazoa; Chordata; Mammalia; Afrosoricida; Chrysochloridae
Gene: CIMAP1C
Product: outer dense fiber of sperm tails 3-like 1
Exons: 4
Coding region: 1-819 (272 amino acids)
Cellular component (GO): cytoskeleton
Source: RefSeq, a predicted model, not a curated record